Messenger RNA from Ananas comosus (pineapple), 1343 nucleotides. RefSeq lists its product as uncharacterized. Lineage: Eukaryota; Viridiplantae; Streptophyta; Magnoliopsida; Poales; Bromeliaceae. The record is from RefSeq and is a predicted model, not a curated record. Bases 118 to 642 code for a protein of 174 amino acids. The transcript is spliced from 2 exons.
UUCCAUUUCCAUUCCCUUUCCCCACUCACAUAUUCUCUCUCUCUCUCUCUCCUUCUCCAAACCCUUCUAAAACCCUAAAAACCUCUCCGUAUCUCUCUCUCUCUCGAUCUCCGCUCCAUGGGAAAGCUAAAGCUCUCGCCUUUCCCCUCCCUCUCACCUCUCCCACCGCUCUUCCUCCUCCUCGUCCUCCUCCUCGUCGCCGCCACGUCCGCCGCCGCCAUGGGCGGCGGCAAUAGCAGCGUGCACGAGCUCCUCCGCGAGCACGGGCUCCCGGGGGGGCUCCUGCCCAGAGGGGUCGAGACCUUCUCCCUGAACCGCUCGUCGGGCGUGCUCACGGUGGAGCUGAACCGGCCCUGCUACGCCAAGUACUACGACGACGCCGUCGCCUUCUUCAACCGCUCCAUACGCGGCAACCUCAGCUUCGGGGCGCUCCGCGGCGUGGAGGGGCUCGCGCAGGAGGAGCUCUUCGUGUGGCUACCCGUUAAGGGGAUCCUCGUCUCCGACCCCACCUCCGGUGUCAUCCUCUUCGACAUCGGCCUCGCCCACAAGCGCCUCUCCCGCUCCCUCUUCGACGACCCCCCCGACUGUCGCCCCGAUGGGCUUCUCGGCAGAAAGGGAGGAGGGUUCCAGGAGCAGAGAUAAUAAGAAGAGGAAUAUUCUGCAAGGAGAAGUUCUGCAUUAUUCCCCUCUUCCCUUUUUGUCUCUUCUUUCUUUUGGCUGCAUCUAUAACUGGAGUGUCGUAAAUGGGAAUGUGGAAUUGAUUGUCUAUUAGAAACUUUCCUCUCCACCCAUCCAUCAUCUUCCAUUCAUGGCAGUAACUUUCUCGUUGCGUAUAAUAUGGAAAAUAGUGUGAUGUUGUUUGUAGAGGGUCUGUUUGGUUGUGCUGUAGGCUGUGAUAAUUUUUCUGAUAUGAUAAGUGCUUCAAAUAAUGCAGUAAAGUCGGAAGUCGGAAGUACUGGUUUGGGGUUUCUGUAUUUAAAACUGGAGUAGAAGAUUCAGAUUGUCCUCUCUGUGAAAUCGUCUAUCGGAGGCGUAAACGCUUUUUAAAAGCAGAAACAGAAGCGGAUCCAAAUAAUGCGUCAUUAGUGUGUGAGUAAGAAAAUCAAGUUUUGAGUUGAAUGUUUGUAUUGAUGUAUAGCUUCUUGGCCCCUUUCAAGCUUGCCAUCUGUGUAUCUAAUAGUGUUUGGUGGAUGUGAGAUUACAUGAGCUGUUUUUGGAUUGUUCUAUUCGUGACAGGUACUAGUAAUAGAAAUUAAUGCUGUUUUUUGGAAUGUCCAUAUUAUUAUUAAUGUACGUACUACUAGAGAUUGUUUUAAAUUAAUGGAUUAUAUAUAUUUGUUGGA